Messenger RNA from Cheilinus undulatus (humphead wrasse), 5928 nucleotides. RefSeq names its product zinc finger protein 831 (gene znf831). The record is from RefSeq and is a predicted model, not a curated record. The coding region runs from base 389 to 5623 and encodes 1744 amino acids. NCBI's taxonomy places the organism in Eukaryota, Metazoa, Chordata, Actinopteri, Labriformes, Labridae. The transcript is spliced from 4 exons.
UAAAUCCUUCCAUGUGUGCCUGGGGCCUGCCUGCUCGUUCACUCACUAAAUCUGUGUUUUUAACUUGUUCUUUGUUUGACAGCCACACACCCACCCAGCCUCCUUCUCUCACUCCUCCUCUCUGCCUCACCACUUUCAUAGUGCAUCUUCUCUCUCAUUUGCAUGUAUUCCGCUUCCUCGUGACAAGUAACAGUUCAUGUCAAAGAGCUGUGUGAGAGAAUCCGCCUGGAGGGGAGCGCACGACCUGGAGCGUAUGAAAAUGUGCAGGUACACUGAAGAACGGGAGGGCUGUCUAAGAAAAGCAGGAUAAUUGUUGCUGAGUGAAGAGCAAAGGAAGAAGGUAAUUAGAGUCCUGGCACUGGUACAUCACGACAGCAGCAGUGUUACCAUGGAGACUGGCAAGCCAGGAUUGGCGAAUGCUCUAGUGCACAGCAACUCCGUCGCAGCACAGACAGAGAAAAGGAUGGACAUCCAGGCCCCACUGACGGCUGUUUACAUCCACACGGGGCCUACUCUUCCAGCGCAGCCUUACCCCCAGCCUCCUGCGGCUACCCGCUCGCCAGCCACGCUCCAUCUGGCCAUGCCGCCGCUUUACUCCAAGGAGACUCUUCCCUUUCUGACAUUGCACAUUGCUGGUGGGCUGCAGGCUCAGCCAGGAUUGAGUUUGGCAGCUGCCGCUCCUGCUGUCAGACCAAAGUCAGCAGGAAAGCACGUGUGCCCGCAUUGUGGACGGGACUGCAUGAAGCCCAGCGUGCUGGAGAAGCAUCUUCGCUGCCACACAGGGGAGAGGCCCUACCCCUGCAACACUUGUGGAGUUUCUUUUAAGACUCAGAGCAACCUCUACAAACAUAAGAGAACUCAGGCGCAUGCACGCCUCUCGUCUGAAUCGGAGCAAAGCAGCCUGGGCAGCCUGGACAUGUCAAGCUCAAGAGAGACUUGUGCAUCCAGUUUGUCUCUGGAUGAGCGGAGCGAGGGGUCAAGCAGCAUGGAAAAUGAAGCCACACUAACAGCUGCUGAGAUCACUGCAAAGGUCUCCUCUGUACAGAUGCAAAGCUCUGUCAGUGCAGAGUUGACCCCUGCAGGUCAGAAGACAGAACAAAAUGAAAGCACUAAGGCAACAACAGAGGAGGAAAAACAAAGGGUGAAAAAUGAAAAACCUCCACAGACUGCUGGUAGACAUCUUCCUCUCCAGAGACAGGAGGCGACUCUGUUCUCCAAGCAGUGGGAAAGCUCUGUAUCAAAAGGGAAAUCCCAGAGCCACGAGAGCACCGACUCAGGUUUUAGUGAGAGUGGCGACCACUACCCAAGCCCUGGUAGCGUCUUACCUGAACACAGCAUGGAUUCUCUCACAGAAUCUACCAAGGAGCAUCUAGAAGAAACCAGCAGCACACAGCUACAGUCAAAACCAGGCCAAAGUGGACAGGAGCCCAGCAAUACGUCAAGGCAGCAGGAGCAGAAGAAACUGGAGGAGCACAUUUCUAAGCUGAUUUCUGAGAACUCAGCAGUCGUGGAGGACAAGCAGCUGGAGAAUGUAAGACCACGGAAAACUGUCCUGUCAAAGCAGGGUAGUAUCGACCUCCCUAUGCCGUAUACUUACAAAGACUCCUUUCACUUUGACAUGAGGAUCAAUAAGACUCCAAAUGUUGGAUUACAAGGAAACAGGAAUCACGGCCUGUACAGCUCUGUGCCCACUCAGCGCUCCAACACGAUGGAUCACGCUCCCUUAACCCGCAGCAACUCCCUCCCAUUCAGCGUGACCCUCCUGCAGCCUGAGAAAAACAGCCAAGCCUCCUCCUAUCAGAGAGAUUAUGUAACGCUCAUUCGGAGGGGAAGCUCUGGCCAGAUCAACCCAACAGGUUUCCCGAUCAAGCCUGUGAACCAGCAGUCCUCCACCCACCGCCCACUGGUCCGGCAGACUGCCGUAGACUGCAACCACGCAACAGACGGUCUCUUCAUGAAUUCAUCUGUGGAGGAGGCAUACACCGGCAGUCUCAGCUGCGACGGGGACGGCGGUGACAUUUGCGGAGAGCCAAGCAGAGGAAAGUUCAGGAGGAAGAAAGCACAAAAGUUUGCCUACAAUAAGUGGUACAUGUACGGGGGAGGGACAUUUAGGAAGCUCUAUAACGCUGAGAAAGGUGGGGAUGAGAAAGGCAGGAAAUGUUUGGCACACCCAGAGCAAGAGGGCCUACAAAAAAGGUCAUCGACAGUCAGUAAAGAGGCUGUCACACCAACUGGAUCGGUUUUAAACUUCACAAGUGCAACAGUUUGUCAUCCAGGCUGCCCUCCUGCUAAAGUAUCCCUCGUCUCUGCUUUGGAUUUUAAUCAAACUAACAAACUUCCUUCAUCCUGCAGUUCCAGUAAGACUCCACUACACAGAAAUCUGUCUUUGUCAGUUCUGCCAUUACCUCCAAUCGGAUCUCUAGUUAGCCACAAAAUAGACAGCAUCAACAAGGCAGAGUCUGGGAGAUUGAUUAGUGUAGAGAAACAUACCGACUCACAGCUCAGUGGGGUCCAAAUUCCCUCUGACAGGAAAAAGCCGAAAACUGAUGACAAAAUAAUUUGCCCUCUGGAGAUGGAGACAGACCCAAAUACGCUGACUCAUCGUCCUCCCUCUGUCACUGGCAGUGUGCCUCAGCAGGACACAAAUCUCACUUAUAUCAGCCUUCAGCAGAAUCAAAAACAUACACCGCUCAAAGGAGUUCUCUUCCAGCCAUGCAUAAUCAAUGCAAAUACACCAUCUGUUAGCACCUCGUCAGCCGCUUCAACCCACACUCCUGCCAAGACCAGCUUCCUGCCCAAGUACCAGCUCAAGUUACCUAAUGCUGCCGAACCCGACUCAGAUCCUGCAUCGCAUGAAGUGGAUAAACCAACAGGAACUGAUAGCCACAGUUUCACCUCUGCUCAGGCUACGACUUUAAUCACAACUUCUGAAAACAAGUGCAGCAAUCCUGCAGCCUCGCCGCUAAUGCAGAGUUGUGGUAUCAAAAACUUUCCAUCCUUUAGUGCAACGCCACGCCAGCAAAUUUUGCCUGCAAACUCUCGUCAAGGUGAAACAUCCAGACAACAUGCUGGUGUCGCUGUAGCGCACAGGCAGUUCUCAGAGACUACCAUAACCACAACAUGUCUGCAAGAUCAUCGGGCUAGACUGUGCAGCACUUUAAUACAGCCGACAAAACAUGCAGGGGCACCAGCAUCUAUGCAGUCACCCAGACCUGCAGCAACCAAUCAGAUCGCUCCUGCUGCCUUUACAGCUGCAUCCCAGUGUCAGCCUAACCCUCUUCUGUCACACCCGCAACUUUCACCAGCAUUAAACCAGCCAAGUCCUCUAAACAGAGGGUUUAGCAGCUCAAACACUCCUUGUCACAUUGUACCCCUGGACCAGAUGCAGUCACCUGCCCAGAAUGUGUUUCACGUGCAGACAGCAGAUCUUCAGAUUUGUCUCCAGAUCAUAUCUGAUGAGCAGUUGGCUCUCAUUGAGCCCCAGAUUGAGAGGCAAACAGACAGUGCCCUGGAGGUGAUUCAGAAUAAAGCUCUAAGCUCUGUGAGUGGAGAAAGUAGCCAUGUCGAGUCAGGAUUUGGAAAGAAGUCAGACCAAACCAAGUUAUUAUCCACACCUAUCACGGAUAAAAUUCAACCUCAGCUACCUGUGCAAUCUGGGAUGACAGAGCAAAAACUCCACCUUCCUGGAAGUAGUUAUUCCACUCAGGCUGACUCUAAACCCUCCAAAGCUCUGGACUCAUCACAACAUCCACACAGUUCUGUUCUCAUAACCACAGCCACAGAGACUCAGAGCUCUACAGGUGAUGCUGUGUCAACUACAGCUUCACUCAAAGGUCUACAGCCAGACCGGGAACAUGCCCUCUCUUUGAACCGCAGUGUUGAGGAACCACUCUCAUCGGACAUCAGGGUCAGCCAAGGUGGACUAAUCUCUCAACAAGUCUCAGGCCAACAUAAGCUCAGCGUGACGUCUCUUUCCCACAGCACAGAAAACCAGAAAAGCAUAACAAGUGGAAAACUGGAGAGAGAAUUCCAAAACAAACUUAUUUGCAAUGCAGGCCCUGUGAAAGCGCACAAAAGCAGCAGGUUAGAGAGCAGAGAAGGGCAGCACCUUGUACAGGUUGGACUGGGUCAGGCCUCCAAUGCUGCAGGAGCUGAUGAACUCCCUGGUUCAGUUUCUGCUCUUUCAUGCCAAACCCCCAGACAGAUGGUCACACAAACAUCCAUCCACUGCAGCAAUCCAACAGAAUCUUCAUCAUCAGAGGCUGAGAAUUCAUGUGAACAUGCAAGCAAAGGAGGCCACACUGAAGAUUUGGCCUCUUCACACAGAAUCAGCUUAAGCAGGUCAGAGGAUGUUAUCAGCUCAGCAUACUCACAGAAUCAACCUGAUCAGUUUACCUCAGUGUCUUCUAAUAUCAAGAUGGGAGACAGAGAUAACGUCAGAGACCACACAGAUGUGCUUAAAAGUGUCCACAACAUCCCUUCUGCAGAGCUUAUGGAGGCAGCCUCUCUGGGGGGAUCUGGCAUCCACGUGGAGCCACAGACACAGGGACAUGGCGAGACAUCAGACAGUACAGACGCGGGGCCAAAGCAGAGAGAAGAGACAAGCCAUCACAGCCUGGAAGGACAGGCAGGUGGAGAAGUGGAUAACAGUCGAAUCAUAAGAGCGGAGCAGGGCGAGGCCGAGUCUGACUGCAGAUAUACGUGUUUACAAGAGUCCACAAAGCAAGAGGGAUAUGACAAUAAGGUUGUGCCGGAUUCCUUCAAAAACUCAGUGCCGUCUGAGCAGCAUCUUCAGGAUCUUUCCCAGACACACUCAGGAAUGUCUGACUCCUCUUCACGGAGCCCUCAGCGAGCUCCCAGUAUGUCGCAUAACCCCAACUCACCUGCCAGCUGCAGUCAGGCGAGACUACUCCAUUAUCCACAGCCCCCACUGGAAACAAACGUCUAUUUUUCACAAAAACACUGGGACAGCAGCGGCAUCCAUAACCAACAAACUCAGAAGUUAUGUGAAUCCAAUCAGAGUCAGCAUAUCAAAGCACACGUCCAGUUAACAGAAACACAGAAUAUUCUUUUAAAAACAGAGCCCAGCCCCUUACAAAGUCAAACAUUUUCACACCAGGACCAAAAACCAAAGCAAAAACAGGCCUCAAUCACUCUGUCCAAUCAGCAAGGAAAUAUGACUGCAGCGAACAACACAGCAGUAAGCUGCUGUGCUACACUAGGAAGUCCUAAAAGUCUCUCACCUGAUGUGAAACCAUCCCUCUCCUCACAGCUCAGCCAAACAUCUUUUUCUAUCGGAGCUACAGUUGGACUUACAGCUGACACCGAGGCGUCAAAAAACCCUCUGUCGGAUAAUAAAAGUGUACAACCUUUGACACAUUCAGAACAUGUGGAUUAUCAAGACAGCCAGGAAAAGUUACCAAAGGACUACAUGAUUCAGAGCUGUAGCUCAGAGAGAUCUGACAGUACCAACAAAUACCAGUCUUUUUUCCUGGGUGGUCAGCUUCACGGUUAUCAGGCUGAAUGUCUGCCCAGCGGAGUGAGGCCGGUGCAGAGCUGCCAGGACUACACAGAGGACACCAGCAGCAGUGACGAUGAAGGGAAGCUUAUUAUUGAGCUUUAAAGGAACAAAUACACAUGACAUUUGGAUUUAUUUCCUGCUUUAUAAAUGUUCUUAAAGGCAAAAUUGUCCUGGAGGCAGAAGUAUUUAAGUUAAGUUUAUACGGAGGUGAAUGAUACAGCUGUAUGAAGUCACAGUCAGUCUAAGUUCAAAGAUUGUGUAUUGAUAUGAUGAAGUGACAGCUGCCCAGGAGUGAAGCCAAAGUAUUUAGCACUCCCCCUGCUGGCUUGCCAUGGUAUUGGUCAUAAACCUAAUUUCCUUCAUGUUUACAGCUUCACUCAGACUAUAACACAUAAAAUAAAAUGAUG